GUGUCGCGGCAUUUGGUGAAAGAUGGCCGUGGUGGAGCAGCGCCCGCCUGUGCGGGAGGGGAUGCGAAUCGCAGUGUUGUGUUUAUUUUGGUACACCGUCAGUUCUGGCGGCAACGUGAUCAACAAAAUUAUCCUAAACAGCUUCCCCUAUCCGGUCACUGUCUCUCUUUUCCACAUCCUCUCCAUCAUCGUGUUUCUGCCACCGCUGCUGCGCGCCUGGGGCGUCCAGCGUACGGAGGUGUCGGCUAGUUACUACCGCUGGUUCAUUCUGCCGCUCGCAUUCGGGAAAUACUUCGCCUCCGUUUCGGCCCAUUUCAGCAUAUGGAAGGUUCCGGUGUCUUACGCGCAUACUGUGAAGGCCACCAUGCCCAUCUGGGUGGUUCUUCUUUCACGGAUCAUUAUGAGGGAGAAGCAAACAACAAAGGUUUAUGUGUCUCUUAUACCCAUCAUUAGUGGUGUUCUAUUGGCCACGGUCACCGAACUGUCCUUUGACCUCUCUGGAUUGAUCAGCGCUCUGGCAGCCACUCUCUGCUUCUCUUUACAAAACAUAUUCUCCAAAAAGGUCCUGCGUGAUACAAGAAUUCACCACCUGCAAUUGCUGAACGUCCUGGGCUUUAAUGCACUUUUAUUUAUGCUCCCUACAUGGAUUUUAGUGGAUCUCUCCAGCUUCCUGAUAGAUGGAGACCUGUCAGAGUUUUCCAAUUGGACAGGAACAAUAGUGCUGCUCCUCAUCAGUGGUUUCUGCAACUUUGCACAGAACAUGAUAGCUUUCAGUGUGCUGAACCUGGUGAGCCCACUCAGUUAUGCUGUAGCCAAUGCAACAAAGAGGAUCAUGGUCAUAAGUAUAUCCCUGCUGAUGCUCAGAAACCCUGUCAACACCUCCAACAUUAUCGGCAUGAUGACUGCAAUACUGGGUGUCUUUCUCUAUAAUAAGGCGAAAUAUGACGCCAACCAGGAAGCCAAAAAGAAACUUCUGCCAGUUUCAGAACAGGAUAUGGUUUCAUUCGACAAACAGUCCAACGGCACCGGGCCAUUCACACACAGCUCAGACUUUCAGCAUGGUCGGAGCACAGUGCUCACUGACCACUUUCAGUACAGCCGACAGGCCUACACAACAAACUACAACUCCAGUCAGUAUGUUGUGUGAGAUAAACACUUUUGGAGAACUAUAAAGACUGAUUUCAGACCUCCGUAAUUGACAACAGAUGGCUGUCUUUCGAUUUGACGAGGAAGUAUAGAAGUUUACUGGAGAAGGAAUGUUUUCUCGCCAUCCUACUCUUUUUGUUUUGUUGUUUCAAUAGGCCUGUUAUUUAUUUCAUUACAAACCUUAAUGAAUCCUUAUCUUGCUUCAAUAUCCGAUGGCAGUUUAUGCUUAAAAUGCUCAGUGGUGUGUGUAGAAUUAUAGGACUGUUCUAGGAUUUUUCAAACCAUGUUGGAUAUCUUGAGCAUUUUGGCUCAUAAUGAAUCAAGAUUUUUAUUUUGCACGGAUACAUUUCAAUGCAUUUCAGAUUGCAAUGUGUCUUCGUCACAAUUGCGCUACUGUGAGUGACUAACAGCGAGACCGCUGCCAUAUAACAUACACUGGGUCACUACACAUGCAUGCAUCAGGGUAUUGGUCAAUAUUCUGUUCUUGCCUCCUGUUUGUAAAUAUUGUAUUUAUUUUUUAUAGAAGAAGGUGCAUUGUUAGGCCAUAUCAUGGACUGAAAACAGCCUUUUGAAUGUCUCUAAUAUCUGUAAAGGAAUCACUUUUUUAUUCCGAUGGGUUUUAAUCAGACGGAGGUCACUAUACAAGAUCACUUGAAUCAUGGUGUACACUAAUAUGCAUGAUUAUCAAUAUGUGUUUUUAUUUAUUUACUUUUUUUAUGGAAGACAAUAGGCUAAGAAUUGCAAUGGACUUCUAAAAUGGCCAUCAUCUUAUGGGUCAGUUAAAUGAAUAUUAAUGAUCUGGUUUCCUACAUUCAAAGGGAAUGGGGUUACAUAAAGGUAUUUCAACUUAUGUUGAGUCAGUAAUAUAAAUUGGCAUGAUCUAACAAUGAGCUCUGCAAUUUUCAAAAACCGUUUAAAUUCUGUUCCUUGAACACAGGCUGGAACAGACCUGACAUGUUUUUUAGUUGCUGUUUUUCAUGGGCGAUGAUAAGCUGGGUAAGAACAAUAGUGUAAAAAGGUGCCAUAUUCUUUUGCAAUUUCUACCCCCUAAAAUGGAUUGGGACAGUGAGUGAGUGUUGCUUAUAGCAUACUAUGUUCAUUGACAGGCCUGUACAGAAUCUGCUGACUUGUUUUUCAUUUUCUUUACUGUUUUUAAAGGAAUAGAUUUAAAGCUGGUGUAUUUUGUUAAACGCAGCUGAGUGUACUAAUUUAAUUAGCCGAAAUAUUGAAUAAAUGAACAUGUGAUUUGGGAAGUGUAGAUCUUUGUGAAUGAUAGGUGUUCAAUUUCUUCUGAGUGUUCUGUCUUCACAGAUUCGGUGUCGGCUUGCUCAUUGGUAUUAUUGACCAGUUCUCGUUUUCAUUUCCAAAUUUAUGCUUUUGUUUUAGCAUUCUUUUUUUUUCUGUUAGAAACUCUUCAUAAAAUGUGUCUUGAUGCUGGAAAGGUUGAUACAACUAGGAAAAAAGCAUGCAACAUUUUUGCAUAACUCUUCAAAGGGAAAAUAAAAUGGGGGAUAUUCUCUCUCUCUCUAUCUAUCUAUCUAUCUAUCUAUCUAUCUAUCUAUAUAUACUCUCACACAGUACUAUGCAAAAGUUUUAGGCACUAUGCACAGUGAGGAUGUCUUCAAAAAUAAUGACAUAUAGUUUUCAUUCAUCACUUAAUGUCAUACAAAGUCCAGUAAAUAUAAAAAAGCUAAGUCAAUAUUCGGUGUGACCACCUUUGCCUUUUAAAACAGCACCAAUUCUCAUAUGUUCUUCUUGGUUGAUGGCAGAUCGGAUGUUUCAAAGCUUCUUUUUUGCCACAGCUCUUUUAACUAUUUUGGCUGUCUCAAUUGCUUCUGUCUCUUUAUGUAAUCUCAGACUGACUCGAUGUUCAGUUGGGAGUCUGUGGGGACCAUGACAUCAGUUACAGAGCUCCCUGUUUUUCUAUUCUAUUUGCAAAAGUAAUGCUUGGGAGUCUAUUUCUUGUUGAGACACUAAAGCUGAAGAUAUAAAUAACCAUCUUAAGAUAAAUUAUUUUGUUAAACAUCUUAUGUGCCUAAGACUUUUGCACAGUACUAAUAUAUAUAUAUAUAUAUAUAUAUAUAUAUAUAUAUAUAUUUGAAAUGUAUGUUUUUUAAAAAUGCACCAUAAAAUUUUAGUGUGUGUGUUUUAAAUAGUCUUGAAAGAUGAGGUUCAUGGGACAUUCUUUUUCAGUCUCUCUAAUAUUGAGAUUUUUAAAGAAACUGUCAAGCAGUGGUCAGCAGCUGUAAAUGAAAGGUUGUUGGUGGGAUGUCUGUUCAGUAUGCUUGUUUUUCAUUGAUUCACACCAAUUGCUUUUAUAGUGUGAUGUCACUGGGGGUGUGGGAAAAAAAUAAUUUUUACGUGCUAUUGUUAAAUUGGAAAUUGAUUAAUCUAUUCGUAAAUGCACAAGAGACUAACUUUGGAGUGAUGGGGCGUAUUUAUUACAGGUGAGGAGUAUAUUGAGUUGGCACACAGUGCCAACUCGAUAUACUCAUCACAUGUAAUAAAUCGAGUUGGCACUGGCAGAUCAUGUCUUCAACUGGGAUCUUAAAGAAUUUGAUACAGUCUUGGUAAACACCUUUUUUUAGAUUUGAUGUCUAGUCAUAUCACCAAGAAAUUGUAUGUAAACUGAGCCUAAAGUUCAAAGCGCUGGAAUAAUCAGCUGUAAUAACCAUCCCUUCACCUUUUGUAUUCAGAAUAUCAUGCACUACUGUAGUAUUUGCAAUACUUUUACUUUCAGUCAGCUGCUUAAGACCCCCCCCGGGAGAUUCAUAUGUCUCUCUACAAUGCUGAAAGUCCUGUUGAGUCCCAUGCAGUUGUUGUGAUUUUUGUUCUAUUAUGUGGAAAUGUAUUGUCACAUUUAUCUUUGAGAUCUUUUUUUCUUUCAACCAGCGUUUCUAUGAUUUGAUUUUAAGAUACCUUGGUACGGUUAUUGUUGCAUUCUAUCAUGUCAUCCUUAAGGUUGUAAGAUGACUUAUUUUAAAAUGUGAAAAUAAACAUGGUGAAUUGGUAACGCUUGUUCACCUCUUUGUAUAGGUCUGUAUUGUUACAGUCAGGAACUUUCAGUAUGUAUAGAGAGAGAGAUUCAGGCAGCAAUGAGUGGUGCUCAAGCUGAACAGAGCAUAACUGCCACGUCCCUUUUCAUUAAAUAAUGCAGAUUUUAAACAUUUAGUGCUCAGAAAUAACUCCAUAAUGCAUGUGUUAAAUACUAUAAAAUAUGUUGUUUUAUUUGGAGUUUACUAAGAUUAAUAACCCCUAUAAGAAUCAGGCUU
Xyrauchen texanus (razorback sucker) is the source of this 4418-nucleotide messenger RNA. RefSeq names its product solute carrier family 35 member E1-like. Lineage: Eukaryota; Metazoa; Chordata; Actinopteri; Cypriniformes; Catostomidae. The record is from RefSeq and is a predicted model, not a curated record. Gene Ontology annotation, molecular function: antiporter activity. Gene Ontology annotation, cellular component: Golgi apparatus. The transcript is spliced from 6 exons. The coding region runs from base 23 to 1147 and encodes 374 amino acids.